Pelobates fuscus (common spadefoot toad) is the source of this 1476-nucleotide messenger RNA. RefSeq names its product one cut homeobox 3 (gene ONECUT3). The record is from RefSeq and is a predicted model, not a curated record. Gene Ontology annotation, cellular component: nucleus. Gene Ontology annotation, biological process: regulation of transcription by RNA polymerase II. Bases 1 to 1323 code for a protein of 440 amino acids. The transcript is spliced from 2 exons. NCBI's taxonomy places the organism in Eukaryota, Metazoa, Chordata, Amphibia, Anura, Pelobatidae. Gene Ontology annotation, molecular function: RNA polymerase II cis-regulatory region sequence-specific DNA binding; DNA-binding transcription factor activity, RNA polymerase II-specific.
AUGGAACUUGCAAUGGAGAAUUUAGGGAACCUUCACAGUGUGUCCCAUUCCCAAGCUGGGGAGCUGAUGAGCUCCUCACACGGCAGACAGGCCUCCCACAGGAAUCUGGUGUCCCAUGGCCGACCUGCCAUGGUGACCAGCAUGGCUUCCAUCCUGGAUGGAGGGGAGUACAGACCUGAGCACAGCCUGGCUGGACCCCUGCACCCAGCCAUGAACAUGUCCUGUGAAUCCCCGUCUGGAAUGAGCCUCAGCAGCACCUACACCACACUGACACCCCUACAGCACCUGCCCCCCAUCUCCACCGUGUCUGACAAAUUCCACCACCCUCACCACCACCAUCACCACCAUCACCACCACCAGAGACUGGCUGGCAAUGUCAGUGGGAGCUUCACCUUGAUGAGGGAUGAGAGGGGCUUGGCAUCCAUGGGGAACCUCUACAGUCACUACCCAAAGGACAUGGCGACCAUGGGGCAACCCCUAUCUCCUCUUUCCAAUGGCCUGGGCUCCUUGCACAACUCCCAGCAAUCGUUGGGUCCAUAUGGUCCUGGAGGACAUUUAUCCAACGACAAGAUGUUGUCUCCCAAUGGCUUUGACUCCCACGCUGCCAUGCUGUCCAGGAAUGAGGACCACUUGUCCAGGAGCUUGGGAGGUCCAGGAGCUGGCAUGAUGCCCACUUUGAAUGGAAUGCAUCCACACGGGCAUCACCAUGCUUCGGCCAAUGGCUCCAUCCUCGGUGACAGGGAGAGGCAGGCUUCUGCUUCUGGUUCUCAAGCUGGUGGGAAUGGUCAGGUGGAGGAGAUUAACACCAAAGAAGUGGCCCAGAGGAUCACAGCCGAACUGAAGAGGUACAGCAUACCCCAAGCAAUUUUUGCUCAGAGGAUCUUGUGCAGGUCUCAGGGAACCCUGUCUGACCUCCUGAGGAACCCCAAACCUUGGAGUAAGCUUAAGUCUGGCCGGGAGACCUUCAGAAGGAUGUGGAAGUGGCUCCAGGAACCAGAAUUCCAGAGAAUGUCUGCUCUGAGACUGGCAGCUUGUAAACGCAAAGAACAAGAACAGCAAAAGGACCGCAACCUUCAGCCAAAGAAGCAAAGGCUGGUCUUCACAGACCUUCAACGACGCACCCUGAUUGCCAUUUUUAAGGAAAACAAGCGUCCUUCCAAGGAAAUGCAAAUAACUAUCUCUCAACAACUCGGCCUGGAGCUUAACACAGUCAGCAACUUCUUCAUGAACGCACGGCGGCGGUGUAUGAACCGAUGGCAAGAAGAGCCAGGAGUAAAUCCAGGAAUACCUUCAGCAUCUACAAGCACUUUCUCCAAAGCAUGACUUGUUUCCAACUCCUUACAUCCUUGAAGAAAUCCCCAGUAACAACCAUUAUAGCAAACAAAAACAAUGAUCAUAAAAACAAAUCAAAAACACACAUUAAAGAGAAACAAACUACAGAAUAGGGCAGUUUUAAGCAGGUGCUUGAAUACCUGC